Molecule: messenger RNA, 1133 nt
Organism: Scleropages formosus (Asian bonytongue)
Lineage: Eukaryota; Metazoa; Chordata; Actinopteri; Osteoglossiformes; Osteoglossidae
Gene: cdkn3
Product: cyclin dependent kinase inhibitor 3
Exons: 8
Coding region: 47-673 (208 amino acids)
Biological process (GO): protein dephosphorylation
Molecular function (GO): protein tyrosine phosphatase activity
Source: RefSeq, a predicted model, not a curated record
AAGGCUUUCGAGUCGCUUUGCAGAGUAUGAUGCUGUAUUCGAAGAAAUGAGGACCACAGAGUUUGAUUCAUCUGAUGAAGAAGAUGUGGGAGAGGAGCAGCAAACUCCCCUGCAGAUCUCCUGGUUACCCCUGUCAGUUGUGGAAUGCUCACAGUUUUUAGGAAUAUGUCCAUUGCCAGGGUGUAAAUUCAAAGAUGUCAGAAGAAACUUACCAAAGGAUGUAGAUGAGUUAAAGGACCAGGGAGUGGAGGAUGUGUUUGUGUUUUGCACUCUUGGGGAGCUCCAGAAGUACCGUGUUCCCCGGUUGCUGGAUGUUUACCGUCAGCAAGGACUCAGAGUGCAUCACCUGCCCUUCCCUGAUGGGGGCACACCUGAGCUUGACCAGUGCAGCCGAAUUCUGGAGGAACUGCAGUUCAACCUCGAGAACAACCGAAAAACAGUCAUUCAUUGCUAUGGAGGUCUUGGUCGUUCAGGACUAAUGGCUGGAUGCCUCUUGCUUCAGCUUUCUGUCAGUAUGACACCCGACAAAGCUAUUGAAAUCCUGCGUGAGUUAAGAGGGGGUGGAGCCAUUCAGACAGUUAAGCAAUACAACUUCCUGCAUGAAUUUCGAGAGAAGUAUGCAGCUUACCAGGAAAACAAAGAGGUUUUGUUGGAGCGAUCAGUUUCACGAUGACUUCUCUGCACUUUUUCCAUGCUUUUGUGGAGUCUGAUUAAGCAAUAAUCUAAACCAUGACAAGGCCUAUAAUUGAGAUGUUUUGUCCUGAACUCUAAUCGCUGUGUAUGCCGCAUGCCUUUCUCUUCAUUGCACUUUAAAAUCUUUGCUCUUAGUUGCUUAAGUACAUAUUCCUUAAAUUUUUUUACAUUUUUAAAUAUUUGAACAUGGGUGGUAAACUAGGGAAUUUAAACCUUUAUGAACAUAAUUUUACUGUGUGGUUAUGUAAGUCAAUGCUUUCCAUUAUUUUGUAAUGCACUGGAGAUUCUACAAUAAUUACAUCAGCAAAGUAUUCUGGGCUUAGUUUAUUGAAACUUAAGUUUCUCUACCUUAGUCACAUUCAAGUCAGGUCUAAAUUUAUUAAUCUAAAAGUAAAUUUUUGCACUUUCUCCCAAUGUUGUGGUACUGUGAUGCUAUAGCA